AUGAGUGAAGAGACCGUCCCAGAGGCUGCCUCCCCCCCGCCCCCGCAGGGGCAGCAGUACUUCGACCGCUUUUCUGAGGACGACCCCGAAUACUUGCGCCUUCGCGGUCGCGCAGCGGACCUGCGACAGGACUUCAACCUGAUGGAGCAGAAGAAGCGCGUCACCAUGAUCCUACAGAGCCCGGUGAGCGAGUCUUUCAGGGAGGAGCUGGAAGGCCUCAUCCAGGAGCAGAUGAAGAAGGGGAACAAUUCCUCCAACAUCUGGGCUCUGCGGCAGAUCGCGGACUUCAUGGCCAGCACCUCCCACGCAGUCUUCCCAACAUCUUCCAUGAACUUCUCCAUGAUGACACCCAUCAAUGACCUCCACACAGCUGACACCUUGAACCUGGCCAAGGGAGAGCGGCUCAUGCGGUGCAAGAUCAGCAGCGUGUACCGUCUCUUAGACCUUUAUGGCUGGGCCCAGCUGAGCGACACCUACGUUACGCUGAGAGUCAGCAAGGAACAGGAUCACUUCCUGAUUAGCCCUAAGGGAGUUUCUUGUAGUGAAGUCACCGCAUCCAGCCUGAUCAAGGUGAAUAUCCUGGGAGAGGUGGUGGAGAAGGGCAGCAGCUGCUUCCCAGUGGAUACCACGGGCUUCUGUCUUCAUUCGGCCAUCUACGCAGCCAGACCCGACGUGCGUUGCAUCAUCCACCUGCACACGCCAGCCACCGCAGCCGUGUCGGCCAUGAAGUGCGGCCUCCUGCCUGUCUCCCACAAUGCCCUGCUGGUGGGGGACAUGGCCUACUAUGACUUCAAUGGUGGGAUGGAGCAGGAAGCGGAUCGAAUCAGCCUGCAGAAGUGCCUUGGACCCACCUGCAAGAUCCUGGUGCUAAGAAACCAUGGAGUGGUUGCUCUAGGUGACACCGUGGAGGAGGCGUUUUAUAAGGUCUUCCACCUGCAGGCUGCAUGUGAGAUACAGGUGUCCGCCCUGUCCAGCGCUGGGGGAGUGGAGAACCUCAUCCUCCUGGAGCAGGAGAAGCACCGACCCCACGAAGUGGGCUCUGUGCAGUGGGCAGGGAGCACCUUCGGACCCAUGCAGAAGAGCCGGCUGGGGGAGCACGAGUUUGAGGCCCUCAUGAGGAUGCUGGACAACCUGGGUUACAGAACAGGCUACACAUACCGCUAUCCCUUUGUUCAAGAGAAAACCAAACACAAAAGUGAGGUGGAGAUUCCAGCCACCGUCACAGCCUUCGUGUUUGAGGAGGACGGGGUCCCAAUGCCUGCCUUGCGGCAGCAUGCCCAAAAACAGCAGAAGGAGAAGACCCGUUGGCUCAACACGCCCAAUACCUACCUACGGGUCAACGUGGCUGACGAGGUCCAAAGGAGCAUGGGCAGCCCCCGGCCCAAGACCACAUGGAUGAAGGCUGAUGAAGUGGAGAAAUCCAGCAGUGGCAUGCCAAUACGGAUCGAAAACCCAAACCAAUUUGUGCCUCUCUAUACCGACCCCCAAGAAGUGCUGGACAUGCGGAACAAGAUUCGAGAACAAAACCGACAAGAUGUGAAGUCGGCGGGGCCUCAAUCCCAGCUCCUGGCGAGCGUCAUCGCUGAGAAGAGUCGAAGCCCGUCUACAGAGAGCCAGCUGAUGUCCAAGGGCGAUGCGGAUAACAAAGACGACUCAGAGGAGACUGUGCCCAACCCCUUCAGCCAACUCACUGACCAGGAGCUGGAGGAGUACAAGAAGGAGGUGGAGAGGAAGAAACUAGAACUUGACGGAGAGAAAGAAACCACUGCAGAGGAGCCUGGCUCCCCUGUAAGGUCUGCACCUGCUUCUCCAGCACAGAGUCCAGCAAAGUCAGAGACGAAGAGCCCCCUGGUCUCUCCCUCCAAGUCUUUAGACGAAGGUGCUAAGACAGAAACAAGCAAAGCCACCACAGAGCCUGAAACAACGCAGCCAGAAGGGGUGGUGGUCAACGGGAAGGAGGAAGAACAGACCGCAGAGGAAAUUCUCAGCAAGGGCUUGAGCCAGAUGACCACCAAUGCUGACACAGAUGUUGAUACCUCUAAGGACAAAACUGAGUCGGUCACCAGCGGCCCCAUGUCCCCAGAGGGCUCACCUUCCAAGUCUCCCUCCAAAAAGAAGAAGAAAUUCCGAACCCCGUCCUUCCUGAAAAAGAGCAAAAAGAAGGAGAAAGUGGAGUCCUGAUUGGUAGCAUUCUCAUCUGCACCCUCUCUCUCCACCCCUUCCCUUCUCCCAACUCUGUCCCUAGAAGCACAGGGCCAACAAAGGAUAGAAUAGGACCCUGGAUCACACUCUGAGGGGGAACUUAGAGAUCACCCAACCAACCCCUCAUUUUACAAUUGCCCCAGAGAAAUCAGGUGACUUUCCCAAGGUCACACAGCUAGUUAGUGGCAGAGCCAGCACUAGAAUUCGGGUCUCCUGGCCCCUAGUCCAGUGCUUUUUCCACUAUAUAACACUGCCUAGUUGUGGGCCGCCUUUGUGAGGUUGCUGCCCACCAAUCUGAGCCCAGGGCAGAAGGCCAGAGUGGGCUGCAAGCUCGCACAGCCUCAGACCAAAUCAGACAGGUCGAGGCUUCCCCCGAGAAAGGUCCUUUUCCUUGCGGGAAUCCAAUCUCCUGCUGAUGGAGCUGUCACAGUUUAGAAAUCUCUCUUUCCCACAGGGUCCUUGCUCUGCUGCUCACAGUAACCAGACAAAUUGACCUGUUCCCUCCACCAGAAGUUAAUCUUUGUUCCCAAGGGCUGAUGGCUUAGCUCAUGCUUCCCCAACCACUAACCCUGAGCUUUCUUCAUGGAACCUCCUGAAUGACGGAUGGAUGAAGAAUUGUAAGAGCGGGCAGACAUGAGGGCAAGCCAAGUCAGCCACAGGAUUCGAGUAGUUUAAUCAAUAUAAGAAGCCAGGAACUCGGCCCAUUUGAAUCGUGCAUCUCAGGCGCUUCAAAACUAAAACCAAAUUUAGCUUAGAGAAAAGUUGUCUCAUGCUCAGGGCAGAAAUUUGGGGAAAUUUAGAUCCUCCUUUGGCUUUGGGUUGUACAAGGAGGAUCAAAACAACACAGGAAAUGCUAUGCCUUUCUAGCUUUGCAUGACACAUGGAGCAAUGUGGCUCUACCUGUUUCACUCCUACCUGGCAGUCAGGUGUCCCCUGACUUCCCCACAAACCUGGAACCUGGCUCACACACUGGAACUGGCAUGUUACCCUUGGCUCCUUUGGGUUCCAACUCAGUCACUCUGGGUCCAGCAGAGGAGAGUGAGAUGAGCCCUUCAAGAUUAAGUCUCUUGAAUCAUCUAGGAGAGAAAUCAGCUUGAGUGUCCUCACCCUGUCACUAUCUGUCCAUCCUGGGGCCUAGUAAGAGCUAUGGCUUUCGUUGUAAGUGCCAGCACUACCUUUUCAUAUCCUUCCAUGGGACAUCGAGUAAUAAGCGUUGUUGGCUCCUAAAAAAUAGACAAUCCAUUCUCUUUAUAGCACAGUGUCUUCAAAGAGUAUUUUUCCUUUUUGUCCUGAUGAUUGUGAAAGUACUUUUGAAAGUUCUUAAUCAUCGUUUUCCACUUUUGGGCACUUACUUUCUAUGUAUAGACACUGUGCAGCCUUUACAUUCAUUGCACCCUUUGACCGUCACAAUAAUCCUGUGAUGUGGGUGAGGUAUUCCCAUUUUAUGAUUAAGGAAACUGAGCCCCAAAAGGACAAUUGACUUGCUCAGGUGAUGUGGCUAGAAAGAUCAGAGCCUGGAUUUGAGCCCAGCUCAGUCUGAGUCCAGAGCCUUGUUCUUAACAGUUGAUGAUGAUUAGAAAACUUGAAUCCCCAAGGAUGGUUGUUUUAGUCCAGGACCCAUUUCUGUGACUGGUCUCCACUGUGUAAUGUCAGCAGUUGACAUGAAAGCAGAAAACUACCCGUGUUCUCCCUCAUCAAUACACGUUAAAUUCCCAAUAAACGUGGAUUGUGGUGAGGCCAAUGUGGACCUCCAACAAAGGAGAGGCAGGAGCCAUCUGGUUGGGCCGGAGUAUAGUUGGGCUAUUUCUUAAGAAGGAAGGAAACUGACACCUGACUAAGGAGAACCCAGUGCUGCAUCUCUCUAGUCAGAUUCCUAACUGCUCCCCCACCCUCUACUUCGUUCUACUUUCUGAUUGGAUCUUGUGAUGGGCAAGCCAAUGGUCAAGGGCAUGUAUGCCUCAGAAAAAGUCUGUGAUGUGGGAAAUGCCUUCAAAAGCCAAUCCUCUGAUGCCUUCUUUAAAAAAUUAGAUUUCACAUUCAUUCAUUUAUCCCUCACCAUCUUUGUUGAGCACCCACUAAGCAUCAGGCAUUAUGCUGUCAUUAAAAGGAAAUAAUCAUUGUAGCUAGAAUAAUCAGCAGGAAACAAUGUUAGGAGUGGAGACGACAUAACUGUUGACACAGCUUUUUGUGUUCAAGUGGUUGUAGCUCAGAGAUGAUGUUGAUUUGACUCUGCAUUCAACAAAUUCUCUUUAUUCCCUUUACAACAAUGAGGCCUCAUAGGUGAAAAUGCCAGAGCCUUGCUGGAGCAUCAUCCUUGGAAUUUAUGCCAUGGGUCCACCUUACAUUUAUCCAUUUUCUCAUUCCUCAUACAUUCAAACAAAACAGCAGACCUGAAAGCAAAACAUAGUCCCUGCCCACAGGAAGUUUUUAAGUGUAGGAGGCAUGUAGACAAGUUACCAAAAGGGCAAGAGGGCCGAGAUGGCAUAAGGAAGUAAUGAUUUACUAUCUUCUGGACCAGAGAAACUUUCCUGAAAGAUGUGAUGAUUAAGUUAGGUUUUCAGACAAAGAGGAAUUCUCCAGGAAGACAAAAGGGUUGUUGGAAUAUUCCUGAUGAGGGAAAAGCAUGUGCAAAGGCAUGGAAGUGCAAGGCACUCCAUGACAGGUCCACUGAGUGAUAUAGUAAUGCCAGAGCAUAAAGUGUGAGGGCGUGGGAGGCUUUGUUUUAUAGGUGGGAAGGGCUGGAUCAGAGAGAAACCUGUAGAAAAUGUGCAACUAGAUUUUAUCAUGUAGGGUGUUUGGAGUUGCUGAUGGCUUACAGUCAGGAUGUCAUAAUCAAGCUUGAAUUUUACAAAAAUCUCUUUGGCGGCUGGGUGGAGAAUGGGCUGGAGAGGAGGAGAGCAGUGAAGGCACAGGAGAUCUUAAAAUGAGGCCUUUCUGAAACGUCAGCACUGAAACGUGCUUGGUGGCCUGCCUUACCUACAUUUUCCUUUGUAGCAUAUAGCAUGCUUCUGGCACAGAAUUUUACUUCCCUAAAAUUCUUUGGAUAAAGCAUCUUAGAGAUUUUCAACAAGGAGAGGGAAAUAUUCAAAGAGCUAAUCCUUGGUGCAGUCUGCAGGUCUAUUUUGCCUUAGUGCAGAAUUGCUACAAGAGCUUUUGAGUCAUUCUGCCAAUUUCUUCCUCCCUUGUAUGCGCAGGAGGUGGGGCCCUUAGCUCCAGGCUUAAGGUGGUGCCCUGGGUGCUAUUGCAGGGGACAUGCAAUCCAAAAAAACCCAGAGGUUUUUAGAGGAGAGGCCCUUUUCUUUGGAUUUGGAUAAAAGUUGGCUGAAAACUUUUACCAGUAUCCUUCUGGAGAAAAUGCAUCUAUGGGGAGCUCAGAAUGGGUAGGCAGUAGGUUCAUUUCUAGUAAAGCCACUGGGCAUGAAUCUGCCACAGAAAGGGAUGAGAAAACAUGAGCCAGUCUGCAGUGUUAUGGAUGGCUGAGCUGGGCAGCGGGGAGGUUUUGAGGCCGUUUCCAUGGGAAGACAGACUGGAGUGAGGUCGGGAGGCAGGAGACAGUUACAGAGAGACAAAUUGGCUCCAGUGACUCUCUGUGUGCUGAUGGCUGGCACCCAGCAGUGAUGUGGGAGAACUGUCCACACAGUGUGGCCUUUCUCAAACUUUGCAAAAAGCUCUGCUAAGAGGCAAGCCUCCAGCCCAGAUCUGUGCUCCAUAAGGGCCUCCUGGCCUGUAGUGACCCAACUAUCUGACUUUGUCCAGGUUACACACAGAUUAAAAAUAGCCUCCCUCAACAGUGCUGUAAUGAAAAUAGGGUUCUUCCUCUGCAGACAGAGAAGUUCUUCUUAAGGGACUUGCGGGGAUUUGGAUGAGCACCCUGGUCUAGUAAGAGCCCCACUGAAAACAUUGCUCUCAUACUAUGGAUUUAUGUAUACUGAGCCUUGAAUCCUGCUCCCAGUGUCUAAUGCACUGUCACUCCUGAAUGUGGCAAGGCAGUCAUUCAGAAGUCAUUCAGCACCAUUAUAACAGGGCUAUCACUCUCGUCAACAUGUGGAGAAGCACUAUAAGGCCACUUCUCUGGUUACCAUGGAUUCGAAAGAACCAUUCACCCAACACCACAGUUUACUUCUGAAAGCUGAAAAGAUCAAAAAGAAAUUUGGAAUUUUCCAUGGAGGUAUCCAUGGGGGUGGAUAUACACAUAGUCUCCCAUUGGCCUGUAGGCCAUCUUUUGCACAAGUGUAUUUUAUAUGUUCUAGUUCCAGGCCAAGAGUAUUCAGUUUUUGUUGAACAAAUGAGAAAACAUACAGUCCUUACUCGUUUUCCUUACACAGGUCAGCAUAAGCCCUUGAAUUGGUUGGUACAGUUGCUGUUGACCCUCUGAGCUUAGAGGAAAAACAGGUCUUGUAUUUUCUCUCACCACUUGAGUCUAAGCAAACUCUCAAAGACAAUAACAUUCAAAGAGUCUCAGAAGAAAUUAGGGAGGAGGUAAACCCACUCUCACAGAAAACACAGGGCACCCCCACAACUGUUCCCCAUCUGUUCCAAAAGGGAUGAUUCAAUGUGAAAAGUCAGAGGCCUGAACUAACCGAUGAAAUAUGCUCAUUGGUUAUUUCUCUGUUGCAAUCCUACUUGUGCCACAAUAUGAAAGAGCAGACACAGUAGAGUGAUUAUUGCCAAAUGCCCUGUCUAGCCAACCUAUCCACUUGGAUGUGGCAUACUUUUUGCCAGAAAUAAAAGAGCAUAGGUAGAGCCCUGUCACCAGGGCACAUCCAACCCUCUUGAGCCUCUCAGUGAGAAGCCACCCUCACCCAGGAAUCAACGUGGGCAUUUCAGGUGGGGUGUCCCUCUUUAGUGGAGAAAUUUCCUUUCAUCAUUUUAUAUAGAUAGGUUACUCUCUUUAGGAACAAUUAGAAUCUCCAGUUGAGGGUUUUCUUAAAAAUAUGGAAGUGAUGGUUCAUAUUGGUUCGUACUUGGGUUUUGCCAAAUCGAUGUUUGGUGCCAUUUGCCUUCAAGAUGUCCCCAAAAGUUGGGUCAUUACUAUGAGAAAUUAGACCUGAAGAUGGAGAACUGGUCACAGUCACUGACACAGGGGACACAGGUAUGGCUGGAGGCCGAGCCUCAGUAGCUUUCCCCGUGGGGCAGCUCCUCUUCUCACCCACUGGUUCCCAAGGGGCAGGAAGAGGCCGUCUGCAAUAUGGCAAGUCCCUACCUCUAAGUAGCUUAGAGAAAACAUUGUGAGGGUUUGGGGUGGUGGGAGAACUAUAGAAAACCCCCCAAACUGUUCUCAUCUCCAGCAGAUCAUCUCGUAUAACUUUAGAUCUUCUCUUUUUAAGUGAAUCAAAGGAGGACAACGGUUGGACCAAGGAUGGAGGGGUCGCAUUUAAAUACAUCAAAGCUCUUAUAAAACGGGACUGUAUUUUGGGGACCUCUGCCCCCACAUUUCAACCCCACCUCAUGCCUGCCAGGCCUGCUUUGAUCUCCGUGGUCCAGCCCACCUUUAAAUUCCUGCCAUCUAUGCUACAGCCGAGUCCAGCACUGUGUUCAUCCCUCUCCCAGGAAGACUCAAGUGGGGAGGGGGUCCAGGGCCUGGGCUCACCUGGCUGAGCGUGCGGGGGUCUAGGUAGAGAGUGCCGUGUUCUCUAAAGCCGUGGAUGGUUUCAGUGAAAUGUCUGUGUCUGACAAUCGUCUUCCCUUGUACAUGCAUUGUCUGUGUUUAGCUUUUCCUAGUAUUGUGAAGUCUCAAAUAGGGGUUCCAUGUAAAUACUCUUUCUGCUACUGAAAAUGCCAGUCCCCUGGAUCAUGCAUCAUUCCCACAAACGGUUUUGCCUUUACGCUAACACUUUUUGAGCCACUGAUGUGCAGAUUGAUGAUUAGUUUCUUGGGCUUUUAUUUUGCAAUUUUAUAUAUAUAUAAUACACACAUAUAUAAUAUAUAUAUAUAUAUUUAUGGGUUGGUUUUGUAUAGUUUUCUGUUUGAAUCUCUGAGCACCAAAGCUGCCCUUGGAUUUUCAAGAGAACUUUCCAAAGCCACUUCCUGAGGCCCCCCACUCCCCCCUCUGCUUUGGUGUUUGUGGUGCUGGGUGGCAUCUCUGCCCAUGAAUUUCUGUAUGUAUGUGCUGUUAUCUCACCUGCAGAUAUUACCCUAGUAAAUCUACCGUGCUUGGC
Neofelis nebulosa (Clouded leopard) is the source of this 8360-nucleotide messenger RNA. RefSeq names its product adducin 2 (gene ADD2). Gene Ontology annotation, biological process: barbed-end actin filament capping. Gene Ontology annotation, cellular component: postsynaptic density; cytoskeleton; plasma membrane. The transcript has 14 exons. The coding region runs from base 1 to 2181 and encodes 726 amino acids. Gene Ontology annotation, molecular function: actin filament binding. Lineage: Eukaryota; Metazoa; Chordata; Mammalia; Carnivora; Felidae. The record is from RefSeq and is a predicted model, not a curated record.